This is a messenger RNA of Botrytis sinoallii, 507 nucleotides long. RefSeq lists its product as uncharacterized. The transcript is spliced from 2 exons. Bases 1 to 507 code for a protein of 168 amino acids. The record is from RefSeq and is a predicted model, not a curated record. Lineage: Eukaryota; Fungi; Ascomycota; Leotiomycetes; Helotiales; Sclerotiniaceae.
AUGGAGCACAAUUACAAGCACUGCAAGAUUCACGGUGAUAUCUAUGAUAACAUCAACGAUGAAGAGGAAAUUCGUCGCGAGGUUUUGAAUGUGAAGGCCUCUUCUCAGUUACACGAGUUCACUAAAUUCCACAAGUUACCUCCAGAGAUCAGAGAAGCUAUAUGGAAGCUUGCAAUAAACGCCACACUCACCGAAGUCCACGAAGAUAGCCGUCACUUGACUCAAUAUAUAUAUCCACAGGAGGAAGUUGUCUGGAGCUGCAAGUUGAUGUUGAGGCAUGCUCAUACCAGCUCCGAAGCUCGAUGGAUUGUCGCAAGGAAAAUGUUUCGCUUUGGCGGCGAUGAAUACAAACACCUUACUGAAAAACGAUGGAUCGUGGAUGAUGUGAUUACAUGCUCAACAUUACAUAAUCCUGCGGAAAUGUGUAAUGGGGUGUACAUAGGGGUUUUAAGUGAUGAGCGUAAAGAGGCACAUGCAAAGCACUUGCAAAAGCUCCUUGAAGCUUAA